ACUUACAAACUUUAUCUCUUUAUAAUAUUAGUAUAGAUUUACUCAUCACCCAUAAUCCGUGUUUGCUCAUCACCCAUAUUCACGUGGUGGUAAUGAUAGCCUUUAUCAUUAAUCCGAUUGACAUCUACCUAUACUAGAGAUUCUUUAUUCAAUUUUCUAGGUCAAAGGAUUUAAGAUUAGGUGUUAACUGUUAAUGGUAAGUUCGGACUUUUCUUUUUAUAUGUAUUGGUCUAUCGUUAGACAUUACGAAGUUGAAUUGUUUUUCGUUCAUCCCUCAUCAUAUUGGUUCUGGUAAAAAGAUUCUUCUAAGAUCAGGAUUGAACGGUAAGGGAUUUAGGGCAAAAUGAUUUACGUUAGUGGGAGAAAGAUUUAGGUCAAAGUGAGUCAGACUGUACUAGGUUAAUGUGCUCUGGUUUACUGCGCAGGAUGCUUUGGCUAAUUAGCUAAAGUUUGAAUGAUAUCCCAAACGUUACGCUAUUGGUCUAGUCAUCGUAUGUUAAAGCAAUAUCUGUUUCACUCAUUAACUCUUUCAACUGAUCCAAUGUUUGUUUUUCAACUUGCCAUGUUGACUCAUUUCUCAUGGUGAAGUCUUAUAUCAUCAAUUCUGUAGGUACGUCAAUCAGAGCCAGCUUUGUGUUUACAUUGGUGUAAAACAAAAUAUUGUUAGCUAUUGUAAAUUACUGUGUAUCCGGACAUGACUUUGACCUUAAUUUAUACGCAUCGAUUUCUGUAGCAUAAGAUAACAUCUUAAUUCUUAAAAACUGCCUCGGCCUAAUGAUUGAAAUCUUUAUUUGUUUUUUUAAGAGUUACCCAAUUUAUUUUGUUAUGCUGCGGCGUAGUUCGAGCGCUAUCUAAAUAGGUAGUAGUCUCCUAUGGCUGUAAUCAGAAUAAAUACAUUCAUACGAGUAAUACCGCUCAAGAACAUUACGAGUCGCGAGUUGCGACGGAGAACGGAAAUAUUUUAGUUCUUUCAAUUUACUGCGUCACGAUUGUCUCUGCAAUUGGAUGCACUUCAUGCAGUUUUAAAAUAAACCAUAGAAUGGAAUCAUCGUUUAAUCAGUUGGAGCUAGCAAGUAGGUAACCGCGGCGUAGGCGACGGCGGUACACAUUGCAACGUGCCGAUUCGAACCCAAGGUCUUUCCUGAAGAGAACGGAGUUUCCUGCGACCGCCUAUCUCCGCACACACCGACACUCACACGCACACGCGCCCACGUGUCGCUAUUCUUUGUGCUCAUUCUUUCCUAGCUACCGUUGUGAACCCAUCUUCUUUUUGUGCCGUCCGCUGGCGUUUGAAGUCGGAGGCUCCGAGCGUUUGGUUAUAUAGGCGUCGGCGAUGCGCGCGGCGCGCAGUUACAGCACUGUGUCACUGGAGUCCGCGCGAGAGGUGGCCUGCAAGGACUGUAGUCUGUACCGCGCCGCCAACCUUUUUUUCUGUGCGUGCGAUGUUUUCACUUUCGUCAUUUUGACCGGGCCAGUUGGAAUUGACGUCGCUCGCGCACGGACGUGCCUAGGACCGGACGUUGUGAUUAUCCUGUGAUCGCUGGUGCUUCGGAUUGUUUUUGUUUGUAAAUAAUUUUGUGAGAGAAAUGGCUGUGAUGCAGUGCUAAUAUGUUCGAUAGUAACAUCCUUUUGAAUUUCUACAAUGAGAUUGCGAAUAGAAGUGCACUACAGUUGGCAAGGUGAGUGCUGGAAUGAUGGGCGAGGGCCUGCUGACGCUCACAUACGGCAAGCACCACGCCUGCAUCCUGAACGAGGUGGGGGCGGCGUGGCGCGGCGCUCGCUACUCCGACCUGGUGUUGGUAUGCGACGACGCCGUGCCUCUCGCUGCGCACCGCAUUGUCAUGGCGGCUGCUAGCCCUUUAAUAAGAAAAAUCCUUGACGAUACACCAUCAGUUGAAAAUCCAGUCACAAUUCACAUGUCCGGCAUUAACAGCACUCUCAUGAGACAUCUUCUUGUUUUCUUAUACAGUGGCCAAGCGUAUAUCGAGUCUGGAGAAAUCGAUGACAUGCAAGAACUGUUUGAACUCCUAGAAAUAAAAUCAGAUGUAUGGAAAUCAACAAAAGAAAGGCAACAAGCAGAAGAAAGAAAUAGAUCUUGCGACCGUUUAAAAAACAAAAAUCUUAAAACAGACAUCAACAGUAAUGAAAGCAGUAAACACGAUGCACCGUCGGGGUCAUCACACUCGGAAAGCGAAAGAGUCACACCUGGAGCAGGAUAUAGUAAAGAUAAAGAACGAGAUUCAGAAUCAUUGAGUAUAAAAAAAGAAAACAUGUCAACAAGCAGUAAUGAUGAAAGAGAAGAUGAUGAUGCCGACGGCGAAAAAAGGGAUAAAGAAUGUGGACGAGUUUCAACACGCAGACGGAGUUCUUCAAACCCUGUUAAUUUAUCCUUAGCCAGAAAUUCAGAAAACACGAGUAGCGAACAUGAUGACUCCCAGGAUUUAGAUGUCGAAACAGUAGCUGCUAAGAACGUUGAAAGAAGACGAUCAACAUCUUCAAGUCAAGAGGAUCAACCACAAGAAACAGUUUACAGAAGACAAUUACUACUAAGCGACAGAUUAGGUAGAACUAUAGAACGAACAAAAAGGAAAUCACACUAUCUGGAACCGCCUGAACUUGAUUUAAGAACCGUAAAAUUUGAAGAUUACGGGCAUCUCAAACCACCCGAUAAUGAAUUAAUGGCUCUCGUUCAGACUUCACCUGAAAAUUAUGUUGUAACGCCUCAUAGAAAAAGACGACCCGGUUUCCACAAUUCGCCAUCACAAAAUCCGCCAUUUGUGUCAUUACCCCCAAGUUACUUGGAAGAGAUGGCGCACUUGCGGUACGCGCAAGGACCAGGUAUAGCUGCCGGAGUAGCUCGGCUCGGUGCAUUACAUCAGUUGAGCGCUUCAGCACCUCCAUAUUUACCAGAAAGAAGUGCCACACCUCCAGCUUCAGGGCAUGACGACGCUUUAAAAUAUCGGCCUCCAAGUGCGGGUUCAUGGGGGCCGUGGCUUUGUCAACCGACAAUGGGCGGGGACGAAGCUCCAUCGGCAGAUCACGAGCAGGGCUCCAGCAAACAGGCGCCAGUCCGAGAGUACCGCUGUGAAUAUUGUGGAAAACAAUUCGGCAUGUCAUGGAAUCUCAAGACACAUCUUCGAGUUCACACCGGAGAGAAACCAUUCGCGUGUCGACUUUGCGUCGCCAUGUUCAAACAGAAAGCGCAUCUGCUGAAACAUUUGUGUUCAGUGCACCGGAACGUCAUAUCCUCUAGCGAAAACGAUGGACGAACUAAUACACCUGGAAGGUUCAACUGUUGCUUCUGUCAGUUAACAUUUGAAGCGCUACCAGAACUCAUCCGACAUCUUUCAGGACCACACAAUAGUCUCCUUCUCAGUAAAAACUUGCACGAAUGACGCCUGCCCUCGUGACGCGCGUGGACGCGUUCUAUUGGACUUUGAAACUUCUCUCGUUUCGAGAGCUCAAUUGUGAUAUGUGUUUUAAAAGGUUUAAUAUGAUAAGUGUUAGUUGUAAUAAGUACAUUAUCGCAGAGCGAUACUCAUAGUAAGGCAUUCGCAGAAGAAGGUCACUGCGGGUGUGAUGUAAAUUUAUAAUUUAAAAAUCACAUGCCGAAUGGGUCCAAAUAUUUAUAAUUUGUUUAAAAAUUAUAAUCCGGGACCAACUCCUUCCGAGAUAGUAUUUAUUUGAAAAUGUAUUUCAUUAGCAUAAAUAUUAUUUAAAAGCCACCGACACAUUAAUUCCUUAAGCAUAGAAAAUAGAUGCGAUUGUCUUUGAGAAAAGUUGCGAAGUUUGUACAGCCUUUACUAUAGGAACGUCACAUGAACUACCUCCUAAUUUAAAUCAGAGUUUGAUAAAACUACCGGUGACGCGGUUUUGCAGCAUUGACUCUUUACUUUUUAACAUUGAACACAAGUACACAGUCAAUGUUUCUAGUCAGAAUUGGAACUUAGAAUUAAAAAAUCAUUGUGUUGUUCAUUCACAACGAAUACCUAAAUUAACUGAAAAUAUUUAUAUCAUCAAAUUAUUGGAGAUUGAAGUUCCUAAGAUUUAAUUCUGUUAAUCAAAAUAUAAUAGACCAUCAUUAGAUGUGCUUUAAAAUAAAUGCCCCUACAUUCUGUUUUUUGGACCUUAAUCAAAUUAAAUUCAGUAAUAUUGUAUCUUUUGACUUUGUUCCAAUUUAUUGCCUGACUUUUCAAGGUUUCGCAGCUUUUCGGACAUUUAAAAUCUCAUUAUUAGUUUUUAUUUCUUAUGUAACUUCUAAAGUUAGAAAGAAUGUGUUCGUAAUAUUAAAUUUGUCUAUGCCUUCAUAUUGUUCGUGCCGAUUUAUUUUCAAAGUGGAUGAACACCAAAGAUUUGUAAAGCAUUGAUGUUGUUUUGGUGUAAUACAAUUAAGAGAAAUUAUAGGGACCUGAAAGAUUUCGAUGUUAAACUUAACGUAUGUAGGUACCAAUUUAAUAAUCUCACGACUGUAAUUAAUUUUCUUAAUAUUAUUAUUUUCUUUUCUACAGACACUUCCGUAAUUCCACUAAGAGCUGUUAUACAAGCUUAAAUACUAUUUUUUGAAUUUUUAUACCUAUCUUAGUAUUAAUUAAAUGUCGUCUCGACAUUACGUUCAAAUUAAAAUGUUUAUCGUCUUUAUCUGUACUUUAGGCUUUGUUUAAAUCUUUGAAGCUUUCUUUAGAGCACACUAGUAUUGUGGCCAGUUAUUUUUAAACUGAUAUCGUAGUUAAACUGUAUGGUUGGACUGUUUUCUUAAAGUUACAAUUAUUACUGUCAUUCAUUUAUUUUUUCAAUGUUAAAACCGAAAACCAAAAGUGAUUCGCUGCUUUAAUUUUAAACCAAAACAUGUAAAUUGUCUUAUGUUUUGAUAAAGGUUCGCGUCAAAUUCUUAAUUUUGGUUAUGUUGUGAAGCAAUAAGUAGUGCCUAAACGUCGCUUUCGUAAUACUCAUUUUCUACAAAUGUUAGGUACCAUUUGGUUAAUGUCAACUUUAUUUAGUUUCGGGCAAUAUUUGCAACGAGUCUUUGUACUUCAAUAAAACUUAAGUUACCAGAAAAUUGUUCAAAAACUUAGAAUAAUUGACAGAGUUGUCGAAUCGCUUUAACGAUUUCCUUUUGAAUGUUACCUAUCGUUAUACCUGAUAUUUUUAUUUUACGUUUUUUGUUUUUAUUGACGUAUUUUUGUAAUUGGGGAACAACUUAAUCUUAAGCAUUGUGAUUUUGAUUGGUUAGAUUAUGUAUGUGAUAAAUGUUUGUUUUUAUUGUAUAGGGCGCAAAGAGAACGCAGUCUUCCAUCGCGUUUUCCAUAUUUUGUAAAUCUAUUUGUAAAUAGUUAGACCUAAGUGAUGCAUGACAAAAUCGUCCAUGAAACCAAUCGCUGCCGUUGAUACGUAAAACGUCUACUCGAACAAACUUUCUAUAUUUUUACUGUCAUUUGAAUACUUCCAUAGAAAUAAGAUUGUUGUGAUAUUCUGGCGUGCCGGAGAUGCCUUAACAAUGCAAUUUAUAGAUAAUUUAUAACAGUCGAAUGCUUCUUUUAUUUCAUUUUCAACACCAAGGCUUUCUUUAAAUUUCUCCCUUUCAGUAAUUUCCUUAUUAUUAGAAAAUCAUACAUAGAUAUCUUUUUAAUCAUUAAUAAAUUCAUAAAAAAAAUUAUAUGACUUCAAUUGUUUUCUGAAAAAUAACCAAUUAAAUAAAUGAAGCAUUCGUCGUUUACCAUAAUGCAAUCAAGAAGUUUCCGACUAAAAUGACUUUGUUAGAAUUUUAGGACAUCCUCUAUUUUGUACAGACUGCAAACCACAAGCAGCCCGCCCUAAAAGCCCGCCCACAAACCAAGGAACUAUUACGUAUACUGUUCUAAAACCGCGAAUUAUAACAACUAGAUUUUUUCGUAUAUACGCUGUAUUAUUUAACAAUGUUGAACUACUAUCAUACAAAACAGCCCCUCUAACAAAACACCACGAGUCAUAUUACUUCAAUGCUCUCUCUCUCUCUCUCUCUCUAUUCUACUGUAUUUUAAUCAUGCAUUUUACAUUUUCUAUCAACAUUUCCCAAAUUUUUGACGACCUCAGACCUCCACUUCGAUUGUGACACUAUUCAAUUGUAAAAAAAAAAUAGGUGUGGGCUUCAGCGAAACCGUACAACUUAGAAGAGGACCUAAAAUUAAGUACAUGAUACAUGCUUAUUUUGUAUCAAAAUCGUGCGAAUCGUCCAAUUAAACUUAUAUGAGUAGGCACUUUUUUAGCCGAACAUGUCACAUUAAUUACCCAGGGUCUGCUUAUUUUUCUAAAAGCUAUGUUGACUUUGCGUAAAUCAGCCAUAAUUGUAUAGUGAUGAUGAUAAUGAUGAUUGAGUUUUUUUAUUUUUCCCACGGCAGUCGUAGGGAGCCGCUUGAUUCAGGUGGUGUAAGACCGUGACGUGAGGAAGUCCCUACUGUAGACCUAUGCCCUUCUGUGUACGUCUAUUGGUUUACAAUGAUGAUUCUCCCGUGGAACUUAGGGCUGCAACAGCAGUUUAUCAUGUUCUCCUCUCUUUGGCUACUGCCUUGACAUAGUUUCACGAGAGUACCACUCUUUUAAAACCUUUGGACCUCCUCCGGUUGGUCAACCAGGUCACCAUCGCUCGCUAGCAUCGAGCGCCAUUAAGUGAACAGUGUUUCCCUCUGUUCGUAAAAUAUAUACCUGACCCACUCACCGCAUCGCCUCAGAGCUAUUUCCUUGUACACCGGGAGUUGGUCUUCCCACUAAUUUUUAUUCCUAAUUAUGUUGUUCCCAAAAAUACGGAGAAUCCUUGAGACACUUAUUUAGGAAAACCUAGAUUUUGUGAAUUAACAAUUUAGGUCUUCUACGUUUCACACCUACUCGUACAUAAGAGGACCAAGGCGUACAGUCCACAGACCUUCAUUCCUAAUUUGUGUUAAACCAGAGAAUUCUGAAAAUAACUCUGAGACACUCUGUUAACUAAAUUAACGAUUAAGUUGUCUUCCACGUUUCCAAGUUUUGCAAGAGGCCCAAGGCAAAUAAAGCUCUCUCUGUACUCUCUAGUAAAGACUAAAGCCCUCGUAGAUUUAGUUUUACGUAAUUAACUAUCACCAUUAAACCAUAUCAUAAAAAAUCAACUAUUCACAAUAAAAGGGUACACUAGGUAUUUAUUCAAAUUGGGUAAACUUGCUAAAAUUUGAAUAAAUGCUUUAAGUUAGAGCCAAAAUUGUAUGGAGAUUUCAAACCCGUCUUUUUCCUGUAAGUAACCCCUACAAGUGUAUGCACAAUUUACAUUGACUUCUUCAAAGUUGUUCAAACUUUAGAGCUGACUAAAAAUUCUACAUACAAAUUGAGUAGGACCGCAAAAAAUUUUUGGUUGAAAAUAUCGCACGAUUUUGAUGAAAAAAGUGAUGUGUUGGCUUUGGCUAUUGAUGUAAAUACGUAGUUUCUAAGCUAACGAGGAGAAAAGCUUAACUUAAUUUUGUUGAACUUGAAUAUUGGUUUUCUCUGUUAAUUGUAAAAAAGUAUUUUUUAAGUUUUCACAUAGUGUACAAUUUUUUGUAGAUAUUGUUUAGUUUAUUAACAUUCUGUAAAAAUGUGUUCUUACCCUAGUAAAUUAAAUAACGAGAAUAUUUUAGUUACACAA
This is a messenger RNA of Maniola jurtina (meadow brown), 7624 nucleotides long. It is a transcript of the gene ken, whose product is annotated as transcription factor Ken. Gene Ontology annotation, molecular function: protein binding; RNA polymerase II cis-regulatory region sequence-specific DNA binding; DNA-binding transcription factor activity. The record is from RefSeq and is a predicted model, not a curated record. NCBI's taxonomy places the organism in Eukaryota, Metazoa, Arthropoda, Insecta, Lepidoptera, Nymphalidae. Gene Ontology annotation, biological process: regulation of transcription by RNA polymerase II. The transcript has 5 exons. Gene Ontology annotation, cellular component: nucleus. Bases 1692 to 3395 code for a protein of 567 amino acids.